AGAGAUGCUUCUUGGCGCUGUUCCUGUUUUGCUCCCAUGCUGGGAAGUAAUGGGGUGAGGAGGUGUGUGCAGAGAGAACGGCACAAGUAUCAUCCAGAAAGGAAUUCAGCACCUUCACAAUCUAGGAGGUGUGUUGCAGAAUCCAAUUGUCAGAGCUUCGCACCUGUGUGACCUCCUGAGCCGUCAAGAGACUGAGAGGCUUAUGAGGAGGUUCUGUCAGACGAAACAGUGCCUAGCAAAGACACCCAGGAGGAGGGAGAAGGAGAAAGGGGAAAGGCACCAGAGCUGAAACAUACUGUGCCCAGCCAUGAGAUCUAUCCGCUCUUUUGCAAAUGAUGACCGGCAUGUGAUGAUGAAACACUCAACCAUUUAUCCAUCUCCAGAGGAACUUGAAGCAGUACAGAACAUGGUUUCCACAGUUGAGUGUGCCCUUAAACAGGUCUCUGAUUGGAUGGAUGAAAUGAACAAGUCCUCCAGGGCAGAGGGCAGCACAGAUGGUAAAGAGGAAGUGGCAGACAGCAGCGGCAAGGAGCAAGGUAGCCGGGUCUUGUGUGGGGUGAUGCGGAUUGGCUUGGUGGCUAAAGGGCUGCUGAUAAAAGAUGACAUGGAUUUAGAAUUGGUUCUUAUGUGCCAAGAGAAGCCCACGGAGACCUUAUUAUCUCUUGUUAAAGACAAUCUCCCCAUCCAAAUCCAGAAACUCACAGAGGAAAAAUAUCAAGUUGAGCAUCAUGUGGAUGAGGCGGCCAUCAUCAUCCGUAGCACAAAGGAGCUUCCACUAACACUCAAGGUGACCCUAACCUCUCCCCUAAUCCGAGAUGAAGCCGAGAAGAAGAACGGAGUAGACAGUGUUGCGAUGAAAGAUCCUCCGGACUUACUGGACAGGCAGAAAUGCCUUGAUGCUUUGGCAUCUCUGCGGCACGCCAAAUGGUUCCAGGCCAGGGCAAAUGGACUAAAGUCCUGUGUAAUUGUGCUGCGUAUUCUGCGAGAUUUGUGCAACAGAGUCCCCACUUGGGCACCACUUAAAGGAUGGCCCCUGGAGCUUAUAUGCGAGAAAGCGAUCGGCACAUGCAAUAGACCUUUGGGUGCCGGCGAAGCUCUGAGGCGAGUGAUGGAGUGUUUGGCUUCGGGAAUCCUGUUACCUGGUGGGCCUGGCGUACAUGACCCCUGUGAGCGGGAGCCGACAGAUGCCUUGUCCAACUUGACUGUUCAACAACGAGAAGCCAUUACCCAUAGUGCCCAGCAUGCAUUGAGACUGUCAGCAUUUGGUCAGAUCUAUAAGGUGCUGGAGAUGGACCCUCUCCCAUCUAAUAAGUCGUUCCAGAAAUAUUCCUGGUCAGGAACCGACAAAGAAGGUGCAGGCUCCUCUGCUUUGAAGAGGCCUUUUGAAGAUGGGUUGGGGGACGAGAAAGAUCCCAAUAAGAAGAUGAAGCGUAACUUGAGGAAAAUCCUUGACAGCAAAGCAAUAGAUCUCAUGAAUGCUUUGAUGCGCCUGAAUCAAAUACGGCCUGGCUUGCAGUACAAGCUGCUCUCCCAGUCAGGCCCGGUCCAUGCCCCAGUCUUCACGAUGUCUGUGGACGUGGAUGGUACGACAUACGAAGCUUCAGGGCCUUCCAAGAAAACUGCCAAGCUUCAUGUAGCAGUGAAGGUUUUGCAAGCGAUGGGCUACCCCACUGGUUUUGAUGUCGACAUGGAAUGUAUAAGUUCUGAUGAGAAGUCGGAUACAGAAGGCAAAAAUGAGACAGCAUCUUCAAACUCAAGCAAUAAUACUGGAAAUUCUACAAUUGACACCUCUGCUACUUUGGAGGUAAGAACUCAGGGUCCUAUCCUCACGGCGAGUGGCAAGAACCCGGUGAUGGAGCUGAAUGAGAAACGACGAGGCCUCAAGUAUGAGCUCAUUUCUGAGACGGGUGGCAGCCAUGACAAGCGUUUUGUGAUGGAGGUAGAAGUAGAUGGGCAGAAGUUCCGAGGCGCCGGUCCUAACAAGAAGGUAGCCAAGGCCAGUGCUGCGUUGGCCGCUCUUGAGAAACUCUUCUCUGGCCCCAAUGCAGCUGCUAACAAGAAGAAGAAGAUUCUUCCCCAGACUAAAGGAAUCGUCAACACAGCCAUGUCAGCAGCAGUCCAGGUGGCUCGAGGCAGAGGGAGGGGUGCUCUCACGCGAGGCGCUUUUGUUGGGGCGGCAGCUGCUACUAGUUACCUGGCACCAGGUUAUGGGGCACCCUACGGGUACAGUGCUGCUGCUGCUGCACCAGCUUAUGGUUUGCCCAAGAGAAUGCUUCUGCUGCCAGUAAUGAAGCUUCCCACCUACCCCAUGCCCCAUUAUUCUUUCUUUUAACAAAUGGGAGAAACCACUUCCCUACCCUGACUGAACACCAUAGUAUAGUUCAGAGACAUGCAGCUUAUAAAGCCUGGUUUUCUUUGAACAGAUACUCGAGCAAAAACCAUUUGUAAAGAAACAUCUUUUCCUACUUUUUUUUAAAAUAAAAUGCAAAUUUAGUUCUCUCUAAAACUUGAAGAAAAACAAAACAACAGUCUGUGAAAAAAAGGUUACCUCAUUAUUUUAUUUUUCAAAAUAACUUAUACCAGCCUUCUGUUAUAGGGAAGAAACUUAGACGCUUAAAAUCUUUUUAUGUUUUAAAUGAAGUAUUCGAAUUAUGUAAAAUUUUAAAACUUGUGAAGGAUGUAUAGAGUAUAAUACGCUGAUCGUAAAAUAAAACCUGCUUUUUGUUGUAAUGGAGUAUUUGCCUGUUUCAUAAUGCAGUGCCACUGACUGGAGUUUGUGUCGUUAGACUUUUAAUAUGGGAUUAGCACCAAGUAUAAAACUAAAAAACCCACACUGUUUUUGUUCUAGCAUAUUGUUCUAAAAGUAUAACUUAGCGUUAGUUCCAUUUGAGGGCUUUUGUGGGGCCCUCCAUCUGUCAUGUCGCCACAAGUUGUGGGAGGAUCUACCACUGAGGACUGGGGGGUGGUUUUACAUGUGAGAAAUGCCUUACACACCUAGAACCAGAGCAUGCCCAUGCCUCUCUCAUAAGUGGACCGAGUUUGUAGCCCCUUCUUUCGUUAGUAGUUUUGCCUUGGAGAGAUGAGAGUCAUCCCCUGAACUGAAACCUUCCUGUAAGGAUGAGGAGAUUCCAAUAAUUCUUGAAGAAUCUGAGAAGGAGCCUUGGAAAAAAACUUUUCCUUGAGGAAGGAUUUCAUUUUGCAAGGCAGCUGCUGACACAAUAAAGAAAGAGAUUUUUGUAAUUUAGUACAGUAUUUUAUGAAAAUCACUAUCAAAUUAAGAUGUUCCGAUUUAAAAAAAAAAAAAAAGAUUCCACUCGGAAGUGUCUUUAAAUCUCUCCCACUUAAAAAACCCCCUUCAAAUAAUCAAAUGCACACAUGUUCUUGUGGCCUCCCUCACUCAGCCUUGGAUUUUUCAGAGCUAAAACAAAAGGUGCUCCUUUUUUACCCCCCCCACCCACCCUUGACCAACUCUUAAGAAUCUAAAGCAGCAACACGGUCCCCAUGAAUACUUGCUACUUUAAUUGUCCCUGGUCUUGUUCAGUGCUGCUGUGAAAAAGUCAAGACACUUCAGCCAUAGGCCAGUAUCUGUCUUCUUUUGAGUUGUGUAGGUCUUGUUGUAUGAGAUUUGCCCAAUGUGGGUAUCAUCUCAGUUGAGAAAGAAAUGCUGUUCUUGGGCAGGGAGGAGGGGGAGGGAGGCUGUUUUUGAAGCUGGUGAAGAUGAGCGAUCAUGGAUUGUUAUUAAGGUAUCACCCCACAAACAGACAAGCGUUGCUCUUUCUUUCUCUUCAAAGGCCAUACAUUUGUGGUUCAUUUACAUUUUUGUGCUAGGCCGAGGAUGCCUUUAUAUACUCUGUUCUCCGCUACGUGACAAGAAAAGGGGUACCGUUGGCCUUGAAAAUGGGGAGGGGGAAAGGCAGAAAAGCAAGGGACAGUCAUUCUUCUUGUAGGAUGAACGAUCAUUGAGCUGGUUUUUUGAGUCAGAGUAUAUAAACAUGCAGCUUUCCUUGGAAUUAACCAGACCUGUGGUUUGAGGUUGUGGGGGGAGGGGGGAGAGAAAACAAGCACCCCAAUAUUUGUGCUUUUUGGAAUGUGCAUUUUUUCAAUCUUUCAUAACUGUUUUCACUUUGUGCCUUAGCUCUUGCUUGCGGUGCAGUGGUGGUGAUGCUUUAAUAAAACACUGGAAGCAUCAAGGAUGCCGUUUGCCCUCCUAUACCUUAGUGCAAAAGAAAUUAAAAGGUGGGGACAGGAUAUAGGACUGGGACACCUUCAAAUUGAGAACAGCAUUUACCAGAUUGUUGACUGUUGUGCUGGCCUAUGGAUGAAAAAAGCCAUCAUGGAGCUGGAAAAGAAUGGCUGAUAAGAUGAUACAGUAAUAGUUAUUCUUUCUGAGUAAUUGGCAGUUUUGUAAAUUGAGGGGUUUUCUUAAAAAUGACACUAAUUUCUUCAGCAGUUUUGAAGCCAUUUGCAAUACCUUAUGUGACAUUCUAGAGGCUUCCCUCCUCAGAGAGAGCCUCGUUCUGGCCUGCCAGUGGUCGCAGCUGGCACUCUGCUCUUUUCCAACAUGAUGGCCGUCAUUUUCAAUAAUCAAUAUGAAGUCAUUUUUUUCCUCUCCAUUUAUUUUUGUUAUGUUGGGAGUUACUAACCCCAUGUUGUAAACCCACCCUGUUGCUGCACAUUUUAUAUUUCUCUGCUUUACAGAAAACCCUUUAAUAAGCUGUUGGUUCCUUGUUGGUUCCUUGUUUUAUAUGCAUAAAUAUAAAAAUAGACAGGGGGUAACCGGUUUUUGGAGGCUGCUAUUAAAGGAUGAUUCAAUACUACUAUCAUUUUUUUUUAAAAAAAAGGGAUCCAAAAGUGCCCCAUUUUGCAAUGAAAACCCCACAUACAGCUUGAAAGAGCAGAGAAAUUUAAGCGGCGCUUUAACCAUCGUCCCCUUUCGAAAAUUAACCUGCGCUUUUUCUUGCUUCUCUGCUCUUCUCUCU
Molecule: messenger RNA, 4979 nt
Organism: Eublepharis macularius
Lineage: Eukaryota; Metazoa; Chordata; Lepidosauria; Squamata; Eublepharidae
Gene: STRBP
Product: spermatid perinuclear RNA binding protein
Exons: 20
Coding region: 308-2332 (674 amino acids)
Cellular component (GO): precatalytic spliceosome
Molecular function (GO): double-stranded RNA binding; single-stranded RNA binding
Source: RefSeq, a predicted model, not a curated record